Raphanus sativus (radish) is the source of this 1253-nucleotide messenger RNA. RefSeq lists its product as uncharacterized. Gene Ontology annotation, biological process: TRAMP-dependent tRNA surveillance pathway; U1 snRNA 3'-end processing; nuclear polyadenylation-dependent mRNA catabolic process. Gene Ontology annotation, cellular component: cytoplasmic exosome (RNase complex); nuclear exosome (RNase complex). The record is from RefSeq and is a predicted model, not a curated record. Lineage: Eukaryota; Viridiplantae; Streptophyta; Magnoliopsida; Brassicales; Brassicaceae. Bases 136 to 1041 code for a protein of 301 amino acids. The transcript is spliced from 9 exons.
GCUCUCCUCCAGUCGUCACCGUCGCCGUCUCCGUCUCCGUCUCUUUAGCCGUUCGAGUCCCUCCUUAACGUUCAGCCACGCUACCUACUUCCCUUACUGCAACCCUUUUGUGCAUCAGUUUCCAUAAGCAAAGCUAUGGCUUUAGUGGAUUCAUCUCAAGACUUGUCGGCAGAGAUGGAGGUGGAUGCUUUCAGAAGGCUCUUCCCUCUUCGUUUCUUCGAGCGCCAUCUCUCUGAAUCUCUCCGACCUGAUGGUAGACCUCUUGGCAAAGCCAGAGACACCAUUGUCAACCUUGGGCUUGUUUCCUCUGCUGAUGGAUCUGCCCUUGCCAAGAUUGGUUCUACUACUAUGAUUGCAGCUAUAAGAAUGGAAGUAAUGACUCCUUCUUUAGACUCCCCAGACGAAGGGUGCAUAGCUGUUGAGUUCCACAUGCCUCCUAUAUGCUCUCCAACUGUUCGUCCUGGAAGACCAGCUGACGAGGCUCCUGUUAUCUCCAAGCGUUUGUCUGAUAUUAUCUCAAGUUGUGAUAUGAUUGACCUUAAAGAACUCUGCCUAGUUAGUGGAAAAGCUGCUUGGAUGGGGUAUCUGGACAUAUAUUGUCUGGAUGCUGAUGGAGCUCUUUUCGACGCUGCUCUGCUUUCUGCUGUUGCUGCCUUUUCGAAUUUGCAAAUACCAGUUGUUGCUCUGAACGACAAUGGAAGAAUAGUUGCCAUCAAUGGAGGACAAGAGGAGAAUGCAUCGAUCAGAGAGAAAGAAGCAGUGAACAAGGAGAAGAGAAAACUGACGCUCAAGAACAUCCCUUUCUCUUUAACAUGCAUACUCCACAAGAAGUACAUUCUAGCGGACCCGACAGCUGAAGAAGAAUCGAUCAUGGACACUCUGGUGACUGUUGUUCUGGACUCUUCAGAUCAGAUUGUUUCUUUCAAUAAAUCGGGAGGAAACGCUCUCGCUGGUUCAUCAGCCAUCAAGAGCUGUGUGGAGUUAGCAAAGAAGAGAGGUAAGGAGCUUAAGGAGAUAUUGGGUGAGAUGGAUAUCGACUGAUUAGAAAUCAAAUGGACAAUGUUUAUCUUUUCAUAACAGUAUUAAGAAAUCUAGUGCUCGUCGUCACCAUUUUUGUUAACGAUAUGUUUUGGUGAUCUUAUAAUGAGUUUAACGUUAGUGUAACUGUUAUGCUCAUACAUUUUUCAAAUGGAUUAUUGGGUACAAGGUAAGAGCGUUGUAGAACAGACCUUCUGAGAGAAAUUUUGCCAAUU